Messenger RNA from Exophiala bonariae, 4707 nucleotides. RefSeq lists its product as uncharacterized. The transcript is spliced from 3 exons. Gene Ontology annotation, molecular function: protein binding. Bases 1 to 4707 code for a protein of 1568 amino acids. Lineage: Eukaryota; Fungi; Ascomycota; Eurotiomycetes; Chaetothyriales; Herpotrichiellaceae. The record is from RefSeq and is a predicted model, not a curated record.
AUGGGCUCUGUAGCGUCCCCAAUCCUCGAUAGGGAUGACUAUUCCUUCAAGGCAAUGUGGGAGCAGGCUCAGUUGAGGUUCCAGGAAAGAACCUCAAAGAGCCUCAAAUCAGCCACUGGACAUUCUCUUGAAGAUGUGCUCUCAGAGCUCGAAAAAAAAUAUCCAGAAGACAAUAUCUUUCAAUCGCUCAACGAUAGCCAGUCGAACGUGAAAGACGUUGUACGGAAUGUCCUGAAUUGCAUUAGCAUUCUAGGAGGAAUCGUCGCACAAGGUGCAUCAAUGGCAUUUGGUGGAGCAGCCGACAUAUGUUACUCCGCCAUCUCGUUUCUGAUCGAGAUGCAUGCGCGAAUAGAUCGACUUUAUGAAGGACUUGCACAGCUCUUCGAAGAAAUAUCAACAUUUCUCAAAACUUUCAAAAUCUACAAACGAAUCGAGAAAUUCGCCGAGGUUGACCCCGAGUUAAAGGCAACCACUGGCAGACUUAUGAUCAGCUUCGUCGACAUCUGCGCCCUAUCGAUCAAACUCCUCAAUGGCUCCAAAUGGAAGAAAUUCAAGACAGUUCUCAAAGUCGCUUUGAUGGACGAUGACUCUGGCAUUCGAGCCGAGCUGGAGAAAUUCAAGGGUUUGAUCGAUCAGUCCAGUCGAAUCUCGGAUGCAGUAACGCUUGAGAAGGUGAUGAUCUCCCACCAUGAAGUUGUUGAGCUCCUGGAAGACGCAUCUAGAAGAAGCGGGCAACAGCUUCUCUAUCUCGAAGAUAUCAGUACCGGAGUCAAUGUGCUCAAAGCCGACAUGGUUGAGCACAAGACUCAGCAGAUACAUUUAACUCAGGUUCAAGAAAUCAUGAAAAAGUUGUCUAUCAAUCAAGAAACAGCAAAACUUUCAGCAAAAUAUCUAGAGGAUCUGAGAACAUCUCCCAUUCCUAAUACCGGCAUCUGGCUCAAAGAAAUGGCAGAGUAUCAGUCGUGGUCUGAUGGUAUUGCUGUUGACACGAAGUCACUACUUAUUCUGGAAGGUGGCGAGAAGUCAGGAAAGAGUUUUUUAAUCGGCAGUAUCAUGGACGAACUGGACUUUCAAUUCCGAGAGGGUCGAAAGUCUGAAAACCGUGUCUCAGUAGCGUAUUACUGCUUUUCCAGGGUGGACAAGAAAUUGGAGACUUCAAAAUUCAUCCAACAUCCCCAUCUUCCCUCCACAGCUCUGAAGUCCAUAGCUGUACGAAUUGCAGAGCAGAAUAUCAGCUACGCUAAAGAGAUGGCCACAUUCUGGGCCACCAGGAAGGCAACAGAUCACAGGAACAUGUCAUGCCGCGAACUCUGGGAUGCGUUGCAACUAUCAUCCCCUAAGGGAGAUGGCAUGUAUUAUCUGAUCUUCGAUGGGCUGGAAGUAUUGGCUGAGGGCGAUGCAUGUGAACUUUUUGAAGUACUACUCAACAUUCAGAGUUCCAAAGUUCGUCUGUUGGCUGCGUCGAACAAGGCGGUUAUUGAUUCCUCUCUAGAGUCCUUUCAAGAUCGCCUAACCAGGACAGCGAUCCCUCGAAUUGAUGUGGAGAUAAGCAAUGGCCCAGACAUCAGAACCUUUGUCGAUCACUAUUUGUCACAGAACGGAGAAUUGUUUGGACGAGAUGUCGAAACUUCUAAGCUGAAAGCCUGGUUGCGAGACGAACUCCCAGAAAUUGUCAAGGGUAAUUUUUUCCUUUUGCAAACUGCCCUUGAUCGAUGUGCCGAGGAUUACAAGAGAAGCCAGAGUGUUUCGGAUAUAAUACAAAAUUUGAAAAGUGUCGAUCUUUCACAAGAUUCUAGCAUUGCUGCAAGGCAGGUGAUCGCUCGCCUCAACAAGUCCUUGAGCAAUCAGGAAAUCGACCAGCUCAACGAAAUGAUCACCUGGGUAGUAUAUGGUAAGAAAUGGCUAACUUUAGACGAACUCAGAGCGGCACUAUUCCUCCGCUUCAAGGCACAGCCCGCUCAGCCACUGGCUGCACAACUAGGCAGCAAAGGAAAAUACGUAACAUUGUUCAAUGUUGAUGAAUUUGUCUAUACUAGGGACAAUAUUGAUCCUGUAUUGGUGGUCGACUCGAGGAAAAAACGAAUUGAAGGGAAUGCUGGGAAAGGGGACAACCCGAGAAUCUCCAUGACCCUCAAAAUCACCAACGCAGAUUUCGAGACAGUGCAGCGGUUUCUCUGGGAUCUGGGGGAAAGAGCAGUUUUCGAAAAGUUUGCAUUCGAAAAUAUCCAGACUUCUCUGGAAGUACAGAAGCGGAUUUAUGUUCAUGAAGUUGAGGCUUGCAUAGCAAUUAUUUCACGCUGCAUUGACCUCCUUUUGGCAGAGCCGGACGAAUACUCGAUUGCCAUGGUCGAUUACGCAUUGUGGUACCUUCCCGAACAUCUGGAAAAUCUCAAGACGUAUGUGGAUGCUCGUGAGGUGAAAGACUCUGAGAUGCAGAGUGUUGUGGAUAAACUGGUCAACCUUCUCUCAGACACUGAGUGCAUUGAGAAGCACUGGACACGUGGGCCGAAUACUUUCCAUUAUGGUCUACCUAUCUUUACUUGGUGCUUGUACAAGACGAAUGUCGUCGAAUCCCUUCGACCUAGAGACCGUCGAUGGCUCGAAAAGCGUGACAUUACCAAAGACCCAAAGAUAAGCUGCCUUCACGAUAUUGCGCUCAUGGUGGCGGAGCAGUGGCUCCGCCGUAGAGUUUGUGACUAUCCUGAAGCUUUUGCAAAAUGGAUCUUUCACUAUGUCAAAAAUUUGAAAAUGGCUAGCUCUACUGCAGUGGCUGACAAUGAGAAGGAUAAGAGUGCCAGUCUGGUGGACACUAUCAAUACCUCUGUCAUGGACACCGUGGUAUCAGCAGACUUGGACUUGGACUCGGAAUCCAUCUCCCGUGCUGCAGCCUGGGUUGAACAAGAGCUAAGAUUCAAAAAUCUGGACUCACUGUGGUUCGAGCGUCUCGGGCAGACAUUUCUCGAGACAGAUCUUCUAGAUGAUGCAGCGGCCGCAUUUCUCCGUGCUAAAAGUCUGCCAGGUGCGCAUCGGAUGGUCUCUAGAGGGCUUGCGGAGGUUUAUAAUGCGAAAGGAGAGUUUGAAAUGGCGAUCAAAGAACUUGAUCCUGUCAUAGACGACAUACGAGCUCGCUCCGGUAACAAAAUUGAGGUUCACGAUGACGAUCGAACCUUUCUACUUGACGCUCUGAGGUUGCAAGCUGAGUGGCAUACCCACUGUGAGCCUCCAAAUACUGAGAGGGCGGUUGCCCUCUACCGAGAGAUAUUGGAACUCGAACCUGGAAAACAUUUCAUACAGUGGCAACUCAUCAAGGUACUUGCAGAAGCAAAUUGGUUAAGUGAUGCCCUCGAAUUCCUCCGAUCUUUAAGGGGCCAACCAGCAGAGGAUUUCGGCAAUCUAGAUCAACUUGCAAAGAUGCUUUUCUAUUCCUGGUCCGACUCCGAAAAAUCUGUCAGCUUGGACACAAUCUACCUGUUUGUUUCGGUAACAGCAAAUGAUCCUCUGACUACAUCCAUAUUGAACAAUUUGACGCUUUGUAUCGACAGGGCUUCCAAAUUAAACGAUACUGCCGCAGUAGUGGCACUACUGCUCUUUGAAGGUAUUGCGGUCUUCCAAUACAAUCUGGGAAGUUCAGAUCAGAAAGAAGCGAUAUUGUCGUGGAAAAGGUGCUAUUCACUAGGGUCCGGAAUGCGGAAAGGUUCUGAGCAAGACGAAGUGCGCUUUGCAGUUGGCCAUGCGACCAAGCGGAUCAGCUAUUACUACCAUGAAUUGUUCAAAAAAGGAGGCGCCGAUGCACAGAGAAAUAUCGCCGAAUUGCAGGGGUUCUACUUGGAAGCUCAGCAGACACGCUGGGUAGCUCAAACAGUGGGGUUUACACUUGCGGCUUGUCAUGCUUCUUCAAGCUCUCCGGACAAGGCCAGAGAUCUCCUGUUUGACGACAUGAAGACCGCAUUGGACCUACUAAGUGAUGACGACCCAGACAAUGACUAUAUAGGUUAUCUGUGGAUGGCCGAACUUCUGUUGCAUGCUGGAGAUGAAUUGAAUUCCCUCUCGGCGUUUUCGCUCCAUGUCCCCGAAGACGUCGAUAGGGUUGGUAUGGUUACGUCUCAGGAUGACACCAAACCUUCUGAUGAUAACGACAAGUCAGGGGAUGCGACUUGUAACGAUGAAGAUCAUGGUGAGGGUGAAGUUACUGAUAACGACGCUCCCGAGGAUGGUGCUGAUGAAGAAGCCAUUGAUGAUGUCUCGCAGAAAUCAGGGGAGCCCCCAUCCACAUCUUCGUCCAGACCAAAUACUCCUGCAGCGAAUGAUGCUGUUCCGAGAAUAGAAAUCCCGGAAACAACCAUUGUUGCUCCAACGCCACAAGUCCGCUUGGGCAAGGCCACUAAUAACUGCGAUGGACGGUGCGGCACCUCUUGGACUUAUGCGGACGAUUUCUAUGUCUGCAAAAUCUGCAGCGAUGUCCAGUUCGACCUUGGAUGUCUGAACAAACUGCGAGCGGGAAAAUUGAAAGCAGUGGUUUGCAGCCCAAACCAUGAUUGGCUGCAUAUACCGCCCUUUUCCGACGAGGAGUACCACAAGGUCGGCAAAGGGAACGUUCGCAUGGGGGGAACGUUCAUUGAUGGAGCGCGGCAAGGUGGUGAGAUCGUACCUGUUGCGGUAUGGGUAGAUGCUAUCAGAGCCCAGUGGGGAAUCUUGAAAAAGGGCUAA